AUGUCAUCUGAACGACUUCAAGAGGGCCGAAUCAGGCUAGACAGGAAGGCUCGGCAUUUCGAAGAUGAUCUUGAACUUCCACAUAAAACCCGGUCGCUCGAUCACGGUCUCCCGCAUGCACCAGCAACUUCCCACGGGACAUAUCUCGGCGGUCUCAACGAGGAUCUAGAAGACCUCGAAUUCUACCAACUCGGGGGAUACCACCCCAUCCACCUCGGCGACGAACUAGGCCCACCUGGUCGAUAUCGCGUUAUUCACAAGCUAGGCCACGGAGGUUUCGGCACGGUCUGGCUUUGUCGCGAUUCCCAAGCCUCCAGAUACGUGGCUGUGAAAGUGAUGACGGCCGACCUGUCUUCGGACCAAAUUCUAGAUCUUUGCCUCUUGGAAUUAGAUCAGGCAAUUCCCGGCGCCGAUUACAUUGCCCUUCCGCUUGACCGUUUCUCCCUCACUGGACCUCACGGCACACAUCAGUGCAUCGCGCUCCCGGUGUUUGGCCCUCGAGUGUCGCCGGGCUUUUGGCAUUCAAUGGACAUGGACCCAGGUGCAAUCCUCCGAAAAAUGUGUCUCCAGGCUACCCAAGCCCUCAACUUCCUCCAUCAGAACGGGAUAUACUUUCGGCCUGCCAAUAUCCUCGUUAAACUUGCCAACCUAGACGAUCUUAGCGAGAAGGAGAUACUGUCUAUAUUAGGCCAGCCACUAAAGUCGGAAGUUUUGACUGAAAUUGGUAUAGACCACCCGAGAUCUACUCCCCAGUAUCUUGUCCUUCCAAUAGAUCUCACGACCCUGGGCCCGGAAUAUCUAACCGAAGAUAUCUGUCUCAUCGACUUCGGCGAAUCCUUCCGCACCUCGGACCCUCCAACCAAUCUCGGAACUCCCGAAAACUACCUACCCCCGGAGGUCUUCUUACGCGAUGAGCCAGAUAUCGGCCCCUAUACCGAUGCGUGGGCCUUGGGUUGUACCGUCUUCGAGAUCCGGGAGCAGAUCCCUCUGUUCUACAUGACUUACGACGAAGACGAUCUGCUUUACGAGAUGGCCUGCUACUUUGGAAGGCCUCCGCAGAAUUUAUGGAUGCAGUGGGAGGGACGGAGUGACUACUUUGACGCGAAUGGACAGCGGCUUCGUAAAUCUGAUGAGGCCCAGACGUUUGAUAAGGUCCUGGCACAUCGAAUUGAGAUCCUUGGGGAUAGACAGAGCGAUGGGAAGAGGAGAGUGGCGAAGACUUUCAGCGUUCCGGGAAAGGAGCAGUUGGUGUUGAAGGAUCUAUUACUGAAGAUAUUCAAGUAUGAUCCGAAGGAGCGAGCUAGUGUUAAGGAAGUGUUGGAGCAUGAGUGGUUCCGCGUGUGA
Molecule: messenger RNA, 1344 nt
Organism: Scedosporium apiospermum
Lineage: Eukaryota; Fungi; Ascomycota; Sordariomycetes; Microascales; Microascaceae
Exons: 2
Coding region: 1-1344 (447 amino acids)
Biological process (GO): protein phosphorylation
Molecular function (GO): ATP binding; protein kinase activity
Source: RefSeq, a predicted model, not a curated record